Penaeus monodon (black tiger shrimp) is the source of this 2328-nucleotide messenger RNA. RefSeq names its product cylicin-2-like. Lineage: Eukaryota; Metazoa; Arthropoda; Malacostraca; Decapoda; Penaeidae. The record is from RefSeq and is a predicted model, not a curated record.
GAGGUCGAACAGGUGCGUAAAGACUCGAGUUCGACCGCGAGCCUCGAGGACGAGGGACGUCUGUCUUGGGACAAGUCUGUCGAUGGGCUGCCGCUGAUCCUCGGGCAGACGCAACCUGCGAGCUAACCUCGGAGAGCAGCAUCGAAUGCACCAUCGAGAUCACAGCCUCGCCUCCGGCCACCCCGACUUCCUCAUCGUCUCACCCGGAUUCCAAGGCCCAAGAGUCCCCGUCCUCCACACGCGUCAACCCGGGCUCCAUGCUCUUCAUCGACGAGGACGCCAUAACAGUGAAGGACUCGGACGACGACACAAGCCUCCAGGCGUUCAAGGGCGAGCAGGCGAGGAUGAUGACCAUUAAGGAGCCCUCGGAUGAGACGCCGAAGGAGGAGGAAGUGCCAGAGACCAAGGAGGGCAGGGGAUCCAAUUCUGACGAGGAGGGGGAAAUCGAUGUGGUGAAUGUAUCUGCCGUAGAGGUGGAAGAGCCGGAGUCUCCAGUCGCUAUUCGACCUAAGAGUCCCGAGGAGAAGGCUCCUGAAGAUGCUACAGGAGAGGCUAAGAGCGACAGUGAUACCAGCGACGAUGAGGAGGCCAAGCCAAAGGCCGAGGUAGACGAGCCAGUCGCCAACCAAGCCCGACGACACUCCAGCCCAAGAGGAGAUUCAAGAAGACGACCCGAAGGAGGAUGCCCAGAAGGAAGACACUAACGAGGAUGAAGGCCAGAAGGAGGACGCCCAAGAGAAGGACAUCCAGGAGGAUGAGGGCCAGAAAGAGGACACCCAGAAGGAUGACAAGUCUUCGCCAGAAGCCAAGGACAGCUCCGACACCGACGACGAUUUCAUCGAGCUCCGCGAAGAACGGGAGUCGGUGCAGGACGCCCGCCGAAUGACCGCACAGACGAUGGAGGGUUUCGUUACACAAAGAUCACCAGGAGGUUGUGUAGGAGGAGCUAAGAAGAAGGAAGAAGAUAUAACGCGGUUAAACAACGAAGCAAAGGGUAGAGACAGUGAAAGUGAUCUAGCAGACACAGUUGAAAGUGUAGAAAUGGUAGGAAGUCAGAAAGAUGUGAAGGGUGGAAACAAAGACGAUGUGACGCCACCUGUCAUUGUCAUCAGUCGCGCCGAUUCUGAGGACGUCGAUGAUGAGGAGGACGCGAGGGAUAAUGUUUAUAACGCGGAUGACGACGGAAAGAACAGGACUUUGAGCGGUUCAAUUUUGCCGGAAGAGCUGUCGAUGAUUUCCAUUGAGCAGCGUGCGGACCCCGAGGAACUGGAGGAGGCAGACUGGUCGAUAAUUACCCAGUGGUCGUCGAGGGACCGAGGGAGCGACAGUGACGAAGGCGACGACGGAGUCCGAGAGGUUGGACAGCGACGGGGAUCGCCGGUCGAGGAGGACGGUCAGCAGGGUGUGACUUCAACUUACAGGAGGUUGGGAGAUGAAAUCACCUUCGACAGCCCUCCUCUGACGCCCAGAGAAGAAGUCGACAUCAAGUACGACUCUACGACGCCGCUCGACCCCAUCAGCGAGAAGGACGAAAGCGACGAAGACAGCGAGGCGGCGAGCAAGGCGGUCCCGUCGAGGUUAAAGGCAAAGCUCUCCUCGGCCAUGAACGAUCUCCUCUCCAUCGGCCAGGACGACUCAGCCGCGGACGACUCAGUUCAGUCCGACGCGGCAGAAACCGCCGGCGCCGAAGAAGAGGCGGGAAAGGCAGAUGAGGAAGAAGAGAGAUCAAAAUCAGCGGACGAGGGAAGUAAAGGUAGUUCAGAAUCGGAAGAGGAAAGUGGAAGCAGCUCGGAAACGGGGGAAGGCGACAAAGACGCCGAAAAGGAUGCCAACAGGACGCCAGCAGAAGACGGCAACGCGCGAGCGAGUGGCGAACCCCCAAAGGAAGGGGAAAAGAAGCGCACCAAACGGGGACGCAUCACGAAGAAGAGGAAAGCAAGUCCCAUCCACCUGGCGGGGGCGCUGAGGACGUUCAGCAACCCCAUCAGCUACUUAGGAGGCCCCAACAUCGAAUACGAAGAGGUCAGGGAAGGCAGAGAACGCCAGGACAGCGUGACGUCCAUCACAUCUCUGGACUAGGGAGCAUCUCUUCCCACUGUGGAUUCUUCAUUUAUUUCAGAUGACAAAAAAUGCGUCACAAAUGAAUAAUGAUUUACAUGAACCUCAUUUUCUGUCACUGCUUUGUAGUUCAAAAAGUACCGUCAUUUGAUUGUUCAGUGUAUAUUUGUUUUUGUUUGUUUUUCAUUUCUUUUUCCCCCUUAGACUUGUAUAUAAUGAUAAUUGAAAUGUAGAUAAAGACAAACCAGUUGUUAUGAAUAGUGUCUUGGG